CAUGACUCUGCUGUGGCUUAUACCAUUUCUUCUUCAUCAAGGAUAUACGUUAGUUCCUGUCAUCACAGUUCAGCUUGGAGAGCCUAUAACUUUGACUUGCCAUUUAACUGGAAAGGUUCAGGUUCACUGGUACAAGCAGAGUGUGGGAAAUACUCUACAACUAAUUGCAAAGGUGUAUCAAAGUGUGACUCCCAUCUAUGCACGGGGAUUUUCAGCAUCAAGAUUUGAAAUUACAUAUAAUGAAAACAAAAGCAACUUGAUCAUUUUGUCAACAGUUCAACAAGAUGAGGGGAUGUAUCACUGCGCUCAUAUGGACUGGACUCAAUCUACUUGGACUGGGACUUAUUUGACCUUGAGAGGAAACUCUCAGAAGACAUCAGCCUACACUGUUGUUCAGGAGAAAUCCGUUUCUGGUCCCACUGGUCCAACAAACUUAGAGACUCUGCAGUGUUCAGUCCUGUCUUACUCUGAAAACAGAACCUGUUCAGGAGAACCUAGUGUGUUCUGGUUCAGAGCCAGAUCCGACACAUCCUAUCCAGACGUCAUCUACAUCGAUGAAAAAAGAAAUCAAAAUUGUGAAAAGCAAUCAGAUAAUCAGAAGAAAUGUGGUUACAACUUCUCUAAGAAUGUCAGCUCCUCUGAAGCAGACACCUAUUAUUGUGCUGUGGCUACAUGUGGAGAGAUAAUAUUUGGAAAUGGAACCAAGGUGGCGAAGAGCAAUCAAGAGAAAACAAGUGGUGAAAGGACUGUGUGGAUGAUCACUUUAAUCAGCUUGGCUAUUUCUGUGAUCUUCAAUAUUAUUUCUAUUUUUUACUGUUCUCAAAGAUCAGUCUGUACCCAAUGUAAAGAAAGUUUCUCUUCUGAAGCAAAUAGCAGGGACUUAAGCCAACCAAUAAAUGAGAGUGAAAAUAGACAGGAUCUAAAUUAUGCUGCAUUGUAUUUCUCUGGAGGGAAGGAGCAAAAAGGAAAGAAGAAAAGGGAAAUAAAGACAGAAGAAAGGAUAUAUUCAAAAGUGGUUUUCAAUAGUGAUAUUUAACAUAGGAAUAUGAUUGACAAGUCAAGUGAUACAUGUCAGUAUCAUAAAAUCUAGACUUAUGCUGAAUGCUGACAUUCUAAAUUAUAUAAUCACAGAUCAGUCUGUGCACAAAAAUAAUGUUUUGUAAAUAUGUAGCAAGGUUUAUUGUUUUAAUAGGAUAGUAUUGGUUGAAAGAAAUAUCUAUCUGUCUUGGAAAAUAAUAUCGACAAAGGUUUGAUAAAAAAAACUUUUUUCUUCAUCAGUAAAGCUUUUAUAAUGUCUUAUUGAACACAUAAAUGCUUGAAAAUACAAACCAAAAAAAAAAAAACUAUUUAAAAAUAUGUAUUUUUAAUGCUGAUUGAUAUUCACAUUGAUUUAAUGAACACAGCUAAAGUUUUCAUUUAUACAAAAAAUAAAUAAAAAAGAGGGAAAAUACUAGAUUGUGGUUUUGUUUGAAUGUCAUAUCACUGCUUCUGAAUAAGUAUGUUGCAAUAUAUAUUUAUAUCGAAUUCUUUUCCAGCACCUUUUCUUAUAUGAAAGUUUUUACAUAACACCACCAAGACUCUCAGUGCUCCCAUGCUUCUCCCCCUAAAGGAGACAAUUUGCUUACCAGCAGAGUGGAUCUCCCUGGGAUGGAAUCAAGGCAUUGCUUACAAAAGAUACAAGUAAAUUUCCCACACUUAUCAUCUGAAUGGCUCCACUCAGGAAAUGAGGCCAAUAUGUCAUUAUGAUAUUAACUAAUGUUAACUACCAGUACAAAGACAUAACAGGAUACAUGAUAUUAUGUACAGUAUAUUACCGAUUUGCAUAUGUGAUGGAUCCAUCGCAAACAAAACAGCUUCUUAAGCUGGGCCUCUGAAGUAAACAAUUGCAAUCGGCUGUUCACUGGGAGAUUUUGUUUUUUUUGUGAAUGUUGCAUGUGGUACAAGAAAGCUAGUUAUUUCACCAAGGGGAAAGAAAAGUGCAUCUUUUUUGUCUGAUGAGGGAGGCGUACAGACACAGAAGCAGCACAGACCACAUCAGAAGAUGACAGGACUACAGCAGUUUUCUGAAUCCCAAAGGAGGAGAGAAAGAGAGAGUAAGGUGGGCACAUCGAGGCUAUAUGCCCUAUUCAUGAGUAAAAGAAAAUAUAGCAAUAUCUGGAAAAAAUUUAUAUAUACUUAUCAAAGUA
Messenger RNA from Cyprinodon tularosa, 2186 nucleotides. RefSeq lists its product as uncharacterized. Gene Ontology annotation, biological process: response to bacterium. NCBI's taxonomy places the organism in Eukaryota, Metazoa, Chordata, Actinopteri, Cyprinodontiformes, Cyprinodontidae. The transcript is spliced from 6 exons. The record is from RefSeq and is a predicted model, not a curated record. The coding region runs from base 2 to 1036 and encodes 344 amino acids.